AUUCGAAAAUGGGCGAACCUAAAGAUCGAGAUUUUCAGCUCGCCAUGCGUCGACCCAUUCGACCCGAACCAGAAACCCCACACCUGUUUUCCCAAAUCCACCUGCGACCUCCGAGGUCGUGGUGAGGAGGAGCGGGGUGAUGAAGGAGUACCUGAAGGACUAGGGUGCCACGCAGGCAGCCUUAGGAGGGAGAGCGGGUGGAUGGACACGGGGGAUGUGGGGGGUGGUCCACCCGGAUCGGUGAAAGGACGUGAGCAGCGUGGAGGUGGAGGCGAUGUUCACCCAGCGGUGGGGGAGGCGACGGUGGUGAUGAUGCCGCACGCGAGGUGGAGGGAUAGCCGGUGCCUGUUUGUGGUGCUGCAGAAGGGGGCGGACGAGGAGGAGAUCGUGCAGCACUGCCGGGAGAGGUUGCCAGGGUUCAUGGUGCCGAGGAAGGUUGUGUUCAUGUAG
Messenger RNA from Striga asiatica, 450 nucleotides. NCBI's taxonomy places the organism in Eukaryota, Viridiplantae, Streptophyta, Magnoliopsida, Lamiales, Orobanchaceae. The record is from the annotation of a GenBank genome assembly.